AUGAGCUCGAUCACCAGCUCCUCGAGUACCCUAGAAACGCCAUGCCACAUGGUGCCCGGUCUGCUGUCCGAAGCCUUCGUCGGCAGAGGGCGCGAAAUCGGGUGGCUGCGGGGCAAGCUACAGCCGGAGGAGGAGGAGCACCUAGGCGUAAAGGUGGGAAUACACGGCAUGACGGGCAUUGGGAAGACACAACUGCUGCUCAAGUAUGAAGCAUUAUACCGAAAAAGCUACGUGACACAGCUCUUCCUCUUCGCACCAUCCAAAAAGAGGUUCUUGGACUCGGUCCAGGAGGUCCUGGAGACUCUGGAGCUGCCGCAGCGAGAGAGACCAGACCCAAGGGCCAAGAUACUUGGGCUGCACAACUGGCUGCUGCAGUCACGCAACUGGCUUCUUCUGAUCGACAACAUCGCCCCUGAGUCGGUCGACUUGAUCCUACAGCUUCUAGCCUCGGCAGCCCCAGGGCAUGUCAUCCUCACCUCACAGGUCCGCGGGGCCGUCGAGAGGAUCACCGGAUCGCCCAAACUGUGCCUGUCGCUCCAGGAACCCCCACUUGACGAGGCGGUGGAGAUGUUCCUCAACACCGCAGGCGUCGCCCCGAGCCAGGAGAGCAAGCAAGCCGAGGCCGACAUCGUGCGAGCGCUCGGCCUCCUACCGCACGCAAUCGAACAAGCGGCGUCGUACACCAAAGUCAACGGGCUUACUCCACGAGCCUUUUUAGAAAGAUAUCAAAAAACACCAGAUAGGAUCCUCGACUGGGACGACGACGACGACGAUGACACCUGGAAAUCAUUGCCUAGCGAUGACACACGGCGCCGUGCCAUUUCCCGUCAUUUCAGACUCAUCUUCGGCUCGCUUGAGAAAUCAAACCCCGACGCCCUGGCCGUUCUCAGGUUCUUCUCCCUGCUUGAGGCCGAGUCCAUCCCGCUGUACGAGGAAUGGCGCCGCGCCGAUUGGUCCCCGGGAUUUGCAAAGGAAAAAGCAGAACAACCACAGCAGCUGUCGGACCUGUCCAGAACCCCGACACUGACAACCCCCCGCAAAGGGCCUCCCACCCCUAGCCGCCACCAGAGCGAGCUGCUCCCGGAAAUCUUCUCUGAUCAGGUCCGGCGCGAGCGAGCGAUCGCCAAACUUUGCGACUUGAGCCUGGUGAGGCGGCUUCCUGGUCAGCGACUCCUCUGGAUGCAUGAUCUGACGAAAAAAACAACACGCGCCAUGAUUCCGCCCAACGACAUCAAGAUAUGGGUCGACGGUGUGUUAAACGUUGUGUACCAUAUGAUGCCGGUCGAGGACAGCACCGCCGAGGAGCGUGGGUGGGUCGAUACCUGUCUCCCGUCCGCCAUGGGUCUGGUGCGUCAAGUCGAGGCGCUGGGGUUCGAGACGAGCGAGUAUGCGUGCUUUCUCGCGCUCUGCGCGCACUGUAAUCUACGACACGAUGCCUGGGGGGUUUCGAAGAAGCAAUUUGAGGCCGCACUCCCGGUAUAUGAGAAGUACCUUGGCCUGGAGCAUCGCAGAACGCUCACCCUGAUGCACCAGCACGCCUGGGCGGUGAGAAACGACGGCAAGGCAAGCGCCGCUGAAGCCAUCUUUCGCAAGACGUGGGAGCUGCGAAGUCGAGCCCUCGGCCCCAAUGCGCCUGAGACGCUCGCAGCGCUUAAUGACUUGGCGUCCAUGAUUGAACGAGCCGGGAGGCUCAAGGAGGCCGAGGCCAUGUUUAAAACUCUGUACGAGGGAUACCGGGAUUCUGCGGGGCCGCAAAGCCAAGAGACGCUGGCGGCCGGCCACAACUACGCCGUCUGCUUCCACAACCAGGGCCGCCUCCGCGAGGCGGGUGCCGUGUACCGCUCCGUCCUCGACAUCUCUACCACCAAGGGGCUGGGACUCCACGACGAGGGCACGCUCAAGACCAUGGCUAACUACGCAGCGACACUGGACCAUGACGGCCGCAGCGACGAAGCAAGUGCCAUGUACCACCGGGCGUUGAGCGGAUACAAGGAUGCCCUGGGCUUCGACCACGUCCUCACGUUACGGCUGCGCGUCAACCUGGCGAGUCUUCUCAAGCAGCAGGGCCGCUUCGGCGAAGCCGAGAUCAUGCUCGGCAAGUGCCUUGAGAAGGCGAUACCUCUGUGGGGACCCGAAGGCAUCGAGACAAUGGCUUAUCUGUAUGACAUGGGCGAGGUGUGGCAGGCCAAGGGGGAUCUCCCCAAGGCGCGUGACGUGUUCAAGAAGCUGGCCGAAGAGCUCUCAGGGGAGAUGAUAGGCCAUCCACUCCGACCCCGCUGGGUUGACUCAUGGGCUACUGCGGAGCGGGAGAUGGGCCAUCUCACACUGGCGCUGGAGAAGUCCAGGGAAGCUUAUGACCUCUUCGAGACACUGCUAGGGUGGUACGAUCCAUAUACCCUCGUCGCGGCCAACGACUACGCCGAAGUCCUCCAGGCCGUGGGGCAGUACCCUCAAGCGUGGGGCCUGUACGUCCGGUGUUGUGACUCGUUCGAGACGUUGGUGGGAAAGGACCACCCGCACUACGCCAUGACUCUCAAUAACCUUGGAAGAUGCUGCUGGGCCCUCAACAACAAACAGCAGGCAGAGCAGCAAGCAGAAGCCGAAAGCUUCUUUCUCGAGGCCCGCGAGGUUCUGAAAGCCCGCGUCGGCGCCACCCACUUUUGCACGCUGACGGUCUCUCUCAACCUUGCGCGUGCAAAGUCGGCUGCCGGAGAUGUCCAGGGGGCCAUCGCCCUAGCCCAGGAGACACGCGAUGCACUGGAGGAGACGGUCGGACGGAGCCACCCGCUCGUCUCGGCUGCCCACCUGGUGCUCGGCGUCCUCGUUGCGUCGCGCGGUGACGACCGGGCGUCGCUCUUGGCCGCGGCGGACCAUCUCCACGCCGCUGUGGCCACGGCACGGGACGCGCAAUACAUCACCAGCGCCAACUACUACAUGAGCGUCUCCCUCUUGGUCCUGCUACUUCGACGGACCAAGAGCGAUGUGUCCGCGGUCGCACCGCUGCUGGAGGAACUCCGUGCGCCCGGUGCUGGGGAGCUGUCCCCGUUUGAUAUCCCACAUGUGGGACGAUUCACUGCCGUCCAGCUGGCCGAGCUCGAUCCGCCUGAGUCGUUUAACUUUAGGGCCUACAUCCCGCUUUUUACUGGCGAGACUAUGAAGUUGAGAUGGGGGAGGAAGACGUGCUGGCGAGAGGCGGGCAAAACAACGCUGAACUGCUGA
Messenger RNA from Dichotomopilus funicola, 3219 nucleotides. RefSeq lists its product as uncharacterized. The coding region runs from base 1 to 3219 and encodes 1072 amino acids. The record is from RefSeq and is a predicted model, not a curated record. The transcript is spliced from 4 exons. Lineage: Eukaryota; Fungi; Ascomycota; Sordariomycetes; Sordariales; Chaetomiaceae. Gene Ontology annotation, molecular function: ADP binding; protein binding.